AUGCUCAAAGAGGUUGAGGCAAACAAGUUAGGCCAGUCCCGCCUACGGGAAACUGGCAAGGUCUUCAGCAUUAAGAUGACGUCUAAACUGAAAUGGUUCAUCUUCAUCCAGAUGUUACUCGUUACUUCUGUGUCUCCUUACUCUCUCACAAACCACCAGAUAGAAGACACCAGCAGCAGCUCUGAGAGGAACCAUGUUCUCCUCUGGUCUCAGCAGGAGAGGAGUCAGGCUGCUGGUCGUGUGAUAUCACAACUCAAGGAGAAGUUCCAAGGACAAAACCAGGAUUACCUGGGCAUUCAGGGCAGAGUUAGCUGCAAGGAGCUAACGGCGGCUAGCACGAUGGACGACUCUCUUUCCUACAACUUGCCGCGAGAGCUGCUGGGCCUGAGUUUGGUGCCAGUUCUGGUUGUUGCAAACUGUGAAAGAGAAGCUCUGGUUCUGGUGCAGAAACUGUACGAGCUCCUGGGGAUGUCCCACACCGACCAGCUCUUGCUCGAUCUGGAGCAGUUAAUGGAGAAGAGGUUAUCCAAGAUGGCGACUUCUGCAGAAAGAAACCACAUUGAACAAAACAUGGACCUGGUGAUGUUUAAUAUUCGGCAGCUGGCUCAAGACGAGGACAGCAGUGAUCGCUGUAACGGCUGGAUCAGGCUGAACCGGACCAUGCUCAUUGGGUCCAUGGCAGAGGGCUCUGAUUGGCCAACUCUGGAGGAGGCGCUGCGACAGUGCGAACAUUUGGGAGGGCGGUGUGUGGGAGUCACUCACACAGGCCGACGGAGUGCGUACCGAGCACUGCUGAGGAAAGGCAGCCGGAUCCUUCCCUCGGACUCGGAAUCGUGGGUCCAGAGGUGUCAAAGUCUGAGAAACCGGGUCAGACGCAGCUCUUGGCGCAGUUGCACGGAUGCCACCGAGCGGCGAGUGUACGGCGUGGUGCAGUGGAUCCCAGGCGUCAGCACACUCUACAACCUGGGCACCGCUGUGUACUACGCCUCUCUGCACUGCACCCACACGGCCAGAGAGCGGGCCAUCUUGUCAGCUGUGGAUCUGGGAACGGACGCUCUGAUGGUGGUGACAGGGGGCGCAGCGGGAGGAGCGGGGUAUGCACUGGGGGUGGGGCUAAAGACUGGGGUCAAAGCUGGAGUUAGGUUCAUGAUGACGGAGGAGGAUGACAUCCUGGUGAAUCAGUUCAGAUGGGACGACUCUGUGGCGUUUCAGCCGUGA
Messenger RNA from Knipowitschia caucasica, 1218 nucleotides. The record is from the annotation of a GenBank genome assembly. NCBI's taxonomy places the organism in Eukaryota, Metazoa, Chordata, Actinopteri, Gobiiformes, Gobiidae.